AGCAAAGCAGUAAUGGUGUCCAUAAGGGGUUUUAGCUUUGCACUUGUGUUUGUUUUGGUUCUUAUAGGAAACUCAACUGCACAUCGCCAUGUUAUGGAAACAACAGUGGCUGCAGAUCAUGGAAGUGGUGUUGAAUCGGCAGCAGAAAACCUGGCCAACUCAGGCAAGGUAAAGUUAAUGAAGUUAAAGAAAGUGAGAGUGGAAGAAGGUGCAAAUAUUUCAGGUUCAAAUCAUCACUUUAUUAACCAUACAUCAUCAGAGGAAGCAAUUUUGAACGUAAAUCGUAAAUCGAGAAAUACAAAUCAUCAUCAUCAUCAUAAUCGUCGUCGUCGUCGUCGUCGCCAUGGGAAGACCAAAAUGACUGGUUUUACAGCUUUGAAUGCUGAUUAUCAUGUCCCAAAAUCCCAUCCCCCUAAGAAUAACUGAGAGUAAAAUGAAACUGUUUAUUAUUUAUUUUUGGGGUUAAGCCAUCCAA
Gossypium raimondii (Peruvian cotton) is the source of this 475-nucleotide messenger RNA. RefSeq lists its product as uncharacterized. The record is from RefSeq and is a predicted model, not a curated record. Gene Ontology annotation, biological process: positive regulation of cell population proliferation; regulation of root meristem growth; cell differentiation. Gene Ontology annotation, molecular function: growth factor activity. The transcript has 2 exons. The coding region runs from base 13 to 426 and encodes 137 amino acids. Lineage: Eukaryota; Viridiplantae; Streptophyta; Magnoliopsida; Malvales; Malvaceae.